GUACAUUCAUGUGACUAAAUAGCAUACCAAAAGGGAAAAUAAAAUGCAUGCAGCAAUAAUGACGUUGUCUAUAUAAAUAGAUAAGCAGAAAUAAGACAGGGCACAAGAACCCGUCUCUAAUGUAGUCCAAGUAUCUUUGAGCAUGACCUAAACUAAAAGAAAGUCCAACCUCAAGUAGUCCCUUCAACUUUGUAACCUGAUAGAUCAAAGGAAGUAGAGCUAAGCACAAAAGGGAAUGUGCACGAUAUAAUAUCUCAUGAAGGAAAAAAGAAACCAUUCAUCAUAGCAAGAUAAUUCUCAUGUUCUUUUUGCUCCAAAUUAUGGCCAAUUAAUUCUCAUUGAUUGCUCUUUAAUUCCUUUAGGUGUUUGUGAUUAAAUAUCAAGGUAACUCUUCAAUGCCCUUUCAUAGUUAUUUAUCUCAUAUAAGGACAAAAGCCUUGUAAUCACUGAUAAUGGAAUAAUACCUUAAUUUAGAUUACCCAUUGCUUCCAACAAUUGCAGCCUUAGCUUGUUGGUUAGUUUCCUAGAAUUUCAUUUUGCUUCCCCCAAGCUAAGAACGCUAUACACCAAUGUUGUCAAAAUCGCGAGUCGGAACGUAGAAUCGCACGAUUCUACGCGUUUUUGGUGGCCUUCCGCGUUGCGUGCCCAGGCGGAAGCGGAAUCGGGUGGAAUUGUGCAGAAUCGCGUGGAAGCGUAGCGGAAAUCGUAGACUCGUAAGAGUCCAGCGAUUCUACGCGAAAUGUCCGCUGGUUUUCCAAGACCGAAAGGUCGAUCGCAGCGAUCGAUCAAGCAAGGGUCCAAGAAACCCUAACUUUCCUAAGUCGCGUCGCGAGCCAUCGUCGCCGCAACUGCUGUGCUUCGUUCUUCUUCAGCAACCAUCGUCUCCUUCACGUACGCGUCUGUCUCCUCCUCCCUGUGCGUCCGGUGUGCGUCGACCGGCACUGUGACUGACUUCGAUUAAAGGUACGCCACCAUCCGCCUCUGUCCCUUCUCCAUCUAUCUCAUCUGUGGGUCUCUGUUCUUUACUUCUUUGGCCGUCUCUGUCCCGUCUGCAUCUCUGAAGGUUGUUGGCCACGUCUGUGGUUCGCGAGCUGCUGUUGCAGAGUUGCAGUGUCGUUGGUGAAGCUGAAGCUGCGUGGUGGUGUUCUUGUUCUUCUUUAAUUUCACGAAAAUGAGUAGAGAAGCUAGUGUUGGUGGGUCUGGUGAAGCAAGCUCCAAUAGUGGUGCAGCCACUCCAAGCGUAGCUUCCACAACUAGUGGAACUUCAGAUUCCAAAAGAUUGGCAGUGAAUGCUCCUGGAAAUAGAUCUGAUCCAGGUUGGAAACAUGGAAUUGCAGUUGAUGAAAAUCCAAAGAAAGUGCAAUGCAAAUACUGUCAAAAGGUGAUAAAUGGAGGGAUUUAGCAUCAUUUAGCAGGAACACAAAAGGAUGUUGGAGCAUGCAAGGUUGUUAGUGAUGAUGUAAGGAAGGAAAUGUGGAAAAUUGUAUCCUCAUUGCAAGAAAAUUUAAUAAAGAGGGCAAAGGAGAUUGAAGGAAGAUCAAGUGAUUCAAGUCCUCUUGGCCAAUAUGAAGAUGAGGAGGUGGAGGGUGUAAAAAGACAAAGGCGAGAAAUUGCAAAGAAUCCUGCUGAUCUAUUCAAGAAAAGGGGUGUGAGUAGUCAAACUACCAUCAAUGGCAUUUUCAAGAAGAAUUUGAGGGAGGAAGCUUGCCAAGGGAUUGCCUCUUUUUUCUACAAUAAUGUUAUACCUUUUCAUGUGGCAAAAAGUGAUGAAUUCAAGAAGAUGCUAGACUUGGUUGCAAGACAUGGUAUUGGCUUUAAGCCUCCAUCCUACCAUGAGAUUAGAGUCAAGUAUUUGAAACAACAAGUUGAUUGCACCAAAGAAGUUAUAGAGCAGCACAAAGCAUUUUGGAAGAAAAUGGGAUGCACAAUUAUGACUGAUGGGUGGACAGAUAAGAGGAGGAGGACUAUAUUAAACUUCUUGGUUAAUAGUCCUAUGGGAACCAUUUUUUUGAAGUCAAUUGAUGCAUCUGAUAUAUCUAAAACAGCUGACAAGAUUUUCAAGUUGAUGGAUGAAAUUGUUGAAGAAGUUGGUGAAGAGAAUGUAGUGCAAAUUGUCACAGACAAUGCAGCAAACUACAAAGCAGCCGGGGAGAUGUUGAUGGGGAAGAGAAAGAGGCUAUAUUGGACGCCUUGUGCAGCUCAUUGCAUCGAUUUAAUGUUGGAGGAUUUUGAAAAAAAGAUACCAAUACAUAAAGAGACAAUUGCACGAGGUAAAAAGAUCACAACUUACAUCUAUUCAAGGACUGCGCUUAUUUCUCUAUUGCAUCAUUUUACCAAAGAAAAGGAUUUGAUUAGACCAGCCACUACCCGUUUUGCCACAUCUUACUUGACUUUGGGUUGCUUGAAUGACAAUAAGGGAGCAUUGAUUAGAAUGUUUACAUCCAAAGAAUGGAAAUCUAGUCAAUUUGCAAAGACUAAAGAUGGAAAGGUUAUUGAAAAUGUGGUAAUGGAUAAGGACUUAUGGAAAAGCAUUAUUACAUGCUUGAGGAGUGCUUAUCCUUUGAUCAAAGUCCUUUGUUUGGUAGACUCAGAUGAGAAGCCUGCCAUGGGGUUCAUUUAUGAGGAAAUGGACAGGGCCAAAGAAAAGAUACAAGCUGCCUUUAAUGGUAUUAAGAAAAGUUACUUGCCUCUAUGGGAAAUUAUAGAUGCAAGAUGGGAUAAUCAACUACAUCGGCCUUUGCAUGCUGCGGGCUAUUACCUUAACCCUCAAUUUCAUUACAGUCCUAAUUUUAAAGCUGACUUUGAAGUGAAAAGAGGAAUAUAUGAUUGUCUACAAAGGAUGGUUGAAAGUAUGGAAGAAGUAAAGAAGAUUGAUGCUCAACUGGAAGACUUCAAAUAUCGAAAGAAAUUCUUUGGUAGUGCAGUAGCCACUUGUGGAAUUGAAACCAAAACUCCAGCACAAUGGUGGGAAUCAUAUGGUUAUGAACAUCCUGAGUUGCAAAAGUUUGCUAUUCGUGUUUUGAGCUUGACAUGCAGCUCAUCUGGCUGUGAGAGGAAUUGGAGUGCAUUUGAGAUGGUCCACACUAAGAGAAGAAAUCGUUUGAAGGCAAAAACGAUGAAUGACGUAGUCUUUGUGAUGGCUAAUUCAAAAUUAGCCAAGAAGAAGGAAUUGAGGAAAGUCAAUGACUAUAGCAUUGAUGACCUAGCUUCUGAUGAUGAUUGGAUUGUGGAUGAUAGUGAAAAUUUAGAUUUGGAUGCUUCAAAUGAAGAUUUGGUUCCAGUUGAAGAAGGACCUAGUAGUGGAGCACCUCAUGAUGAUUUGGAGCUGCCUAGUUAUGAUGAUGAUGAAGUUGAAGAAGGUGGAGAUGCCAUGGAGGAUGCUGGAGAUGAAGAACACAUGGAGGAUGAUUAUGAAUUCAUGAAUUUAUGAAGCUUAGAACUUAACUAUUAUUUUUCAUGUUGUAGACUUAUAUGUUAUCUAAAAUUUGUGACUUAUGACUUAUUUUAUGUGUGGAUUGUAGAAGACCUUAUAAAUGUUUAGUUUAAUCAAAUGUUUAAUGUGUUUUUGAGGUUAUUAAUCUUAUCUAUGUUAUUUUCUAUGAGUAUAUAUAUGUUUAUAUAUAAUUUUACAUUUUGGUAGAAACUUACG
This is a messenger RNA of Zingiber officinale, 3649 nucleotides long. RefSeq lists its product as uncharacterized. Lineage: Eukaryota; Viridiplantae; Streptophyta; Magnoliopsida; Zingiberales; Zingiberaceae. Bases 1472 to 3430 code for a protein of 652 amino acids. Gene Ontology annotation, molecular function: protein dimerization activity. The record is from RefSeq and is a predicted model, not a curated record. The transcript has 3 exons.